GGCGCCGGGAGACCGGGCCGGGCAGCGGUCACUGCGGACACGUGAGGUGAAUUUCCAAUGCAGCAUCUCAGCAGCAGCAGCAGUAGCAGAGAGAGAGAGAGGGAGACAGGGGGAGACAGGGAGAGGGAGAGACAAGGAGGGAGGGAGAGAGGGAGGAGAGCAGUCAUGCGCCGGCUCGCUAAUCUCUCCACGAAUAUUGCGGAUUUGGACGCGGCCAUGGAGGAACCCGCAGAGGAAACCCCCACUUUCACAGGGUGAAGGGCGCUUGGUGCAGGGGAGCUUACGGAUCUGCAGCCCGUCUUUCUCUUCGCCUCGCCUUCACUCCCCGAUCCCGGGCCGCUCGGGUCAUGGCUUGGCCGUGCAUCAGCAGGGUGUGCUGCCUGUCCCGCUUCUGGAGCCAGCUGGACAAGUCCGACCUGUCCGUGCCGCUCACUGUCCAGAAUUACUCCGAGGUCAUCGAGCAAGAGGUGAGGUCUGUCACCCAGCAAGUGGCGGCGGAAGGGAGCCUGAACAACAGCGCGUCGCUGCCCCCCGAGCACAGGGCAGAGGCGCCGGUGCAGGAGUCAGUGUCCAGGCACGACUUCAAGUCCUGGAGUGUGUGCAAGGAGGCGAGCUGCAAACCGAAGCGGGAAUACCAUCCGUCAGGGGUCCCUUUCUCCGGCGACACCCAGUACAAACGCGACUUCAAGGCUUGGCCCAUCCCCAAAAAGGAGAGUUACCCCUGGGUAAAGGCAGGGCAGGACCACCCCAUCCCCAGCAGUGCCAGCGCACACACUCUGCACCCCGUGCCCACUGCGGAGCAGCAGCGAGGAGAGAGGCAGCAGAACCCCAGGGAACCCGCCCCAAAGCACACCCGGGAGGAGACCAUCAGGCCCGCAGUAAAAACCACCUCCUACAGACAGGAGUUCCAGCCCUGGACUGGAGUUCAAGGUGCCAAAUCCGUGAAGGUAAGGCAGGUGUACUCUCCCCCAGGAGAUAAGAUUGUCCUCGAGAGCAGUUACCAGGCAGCUUUCACGGAGGAUGCCUUCCGACGCAGUGAACCACUUCAGGUCGCAAGUAGCAAGUCUCAGAACCAAAUAGCUUCAGUGUCAGAGACGGGCAAUGUAACAAACACCGAGAGCUCAGAGCCAGUGGUGAAGACAAAGUUAUCGCCAUCAUCAAAUUCCUCGGCAGUGUUUCAGACCCGCUCCCGUGUGCUGAACAUAUAAACCCAGUCACAGCUUCCACUUCAAAGGAACCGGUCCCAGCGUUGACGUCGUUCCGGACUCACGGCAGCCGCAUUCAAUCUGCCAAAACAAACUAUGCAAAAUAAGCCUCGGCGCAGAUGAACGCCGGCAUUUGAAGUGACCCUCGGCAGGAUGUGUGUCUCCAGUUGCCUGAUAAAUACUUGUCAUUGUACAGUGAAUGAUAAAAUGAUGGAGACUCAAGCAAACCCUAUUUAAUGUGUGUACGUCUCAUCUGCAUGUUGUGUAAGGAUAGCUUGGCUGAUUGCACACUGAGACUUGGACAACAAGCAAUAGGCCAGCCAAUAAAA
This is a messenger RNA of Leucoraja erinaceus (little skate), 1534 nucleotides long. It is a transcript of the gene map6d1, whose product is annotated as MAP6 domain containing 1. Lineage: Eukaryota; Metazoa; Chordata; Chondrichthyes; Rajiformes; Rajidae. The transcript is spliced from 3 exons. Gene Ontology annotation, biological process: microtubule cytoskeleton organization; regulation of microtubule cytoskeleton organization; cytoskeleton-dependent intracellular transport. Gene Ontology annotation, cellular component: Golgi-associated vesicle; microtubule; cis-Golgi network. The record is from RefSeq and is a predicted model, not a curated record. The coding region runs from base 348 to 1208 and encodes 286 amino acids. Gene Ontology annotation, molecular function: microtubule binding; calmodulin binding.